AGAGCCCAAAUACUGACUGCCGGGGGCGGGGGGGGCGGGGGGAGAGCCUUUGUUCAGAAGCCGCUAUUCCUGGGCCGGGGGAGUAGUCACACCCCCAACCCCCGCACAGCCAGGGCGGGGCCUCGGGGUCACGUGCGCCGCCCCCAGUCCGCUCCGGACGGCCUGGGCCCGGGCUGGGUCAUGGCCGCGACCGCGCCCCGCCUGGGCCGGAAGCGGCCCCUGCCCGCCUGUGCCAACCCGCUUUUCGUGCGGUGGCUCCGCGAAUGGCGGGACGAGGCGGCGGAUCGGGGCCUGCGGACGCGCUUCGUCUACCAGAAGGCCUUGCGCUCCCUGCUGCGGUACCCCCUGCCCCUGAGGAGCGGCAAGGAAGCCAAGAUCCUGCAGCACUUCGGGGAUGCCCUGUGCCGGAUGCUGGACCGGCGGCUGGAGCAGCACCGGGCGGCCGGCCCGGCGGAGCCGGGCCUCAGCCAGCCGCCGGACCCGGGGUUCCCCCCAGGAGAGUUGAGGAGACCCCCGGAGGAGCCGGGACCAGGCCGGCCCAAGGCCGGCGGCCGCAGCAGCUACAGGCCUCCCCGGCACUCGGCCGCUCGGGCGGUGCUGCUGAUUCUCUACAGGGAGCAACUGGAUCCUGAAAGCCCUGGGUCCCUGAGCAAGGAGGAGCUGCUGCAGAGGUGUGAGCAGGAAGCCCCCAGGGGGCUCCCGAGUGGCCGCGGCGAGCCAUGGCCGGCCCUGCGCGCUCUUCUUCACAGAAACCUCAUCCAGAGCUGCCAGUGGCCAGCCAGGUACUCGUUGACCCCCGCGGGCCUGGAGCUGUCCCGGGAGCUGGCAGAAGCCGAAGCUCCAGAAGAGCCGCCUGCCAGCCUCCGGCCGAGAUCCGCCCAGUCCCCCUGCAGGGAGGCAGAGCACGGGCCCCAGGAAGCGCUGGCUCGGCUAGCCCGGGCUCCGGAGCUGCCCCUCGAGCUGCGGCCAGGGGAGUACAGGAUCCUCUUGUGUGUGGAUGUCAGCGAGACCACAGGGGGCAGCCGUCGACCUGACAUUCUGAGGGAGCUGCAGCACCUGGGGGUCCCCCAUGAUGUCCGGAAGCUGCACGUUGGGGACUUUGUUUGGGUGGCUCAGGAGACCAGGCCAAGAGACCCAACCCGGCCUGCUGAGCUGGUCCUGGACCACGUGGUGGAGAGGAAGCGUCUGGAUGACCUGUGUGGCAGCAUCACCGACGGGCGCUUCCGGGAGCAGAAGGUACGGGGCCCUCGGGCACGAACACCCCUCGACUUGUCCCUGGGUCCCUUCCACCCUGGAUUUAGCCUCAGGUCUCCUUGGGCUGGGUUCGAAUCCCACUCUCGUCGGGCUCGGCCACGGGCUCUCGGGCAGGCUUCCGCCGGGGCUCAGCCAAGGGUUUACCGGUGGGAGGACCCGGCCCCCACAACCCUCAGCCUGGAGGCACCCUGCUGCACAAACACAGGUGAUCGACGGCUUCUUUGUGAAGCGCACGGGGCCCAAGGGAGUCACGCCUCCUGGCCCUCCCCACUGGCCCUGGGCAGGUCCGAGAUUUGCUGCCGGCCCUGGGGGGACGAGGGAGACCCUGGGGCCCAGACCCCGCCCUGCUCCCUCUUUGCCUUCAGCACCUUCAAUGACAGGGCCAUGAAGAACAAGGCCCAGUCCGUGAGGGAGGUGUUUGCCCGGCAGCUGAUGCAGGUCCGGGGCAUGAGCGGGGAGAAGGCCGCCGCCCUGCUGGGAAGACCAGCCCCGCCAAGCCUCCUGGCCGCCUAUGACGCCUGCGCCAGCCCCCAGGACAGGGGGCCUGCCCUCCCUCCCUUGCCUUGCAGGAACCUGGGCCCAGCCCUGAGUCGGACCCUGUGCCAGCUUUAUUGUACCCCUGGACCUCUGCCCUGAGCCCUGAGGAGACGCGGCGCGGGGCCGGGGCACUGGGUGGGGAUGGGACCACAAAUGUUCACAUUUAAUAAACAUCUCAGACCUCCA
This is a messenger RNA of Sarcophilus harrisii (Tasmanian devil), 1977 nucleotides long. RefSeq names its product MUS81 structure-specific endonuclease subunit (gene MUS81). The transcript has 16 exons. Gene Ontology annotation, molecular function: 3'-flap endonuclease activity; crossover junction DNA endonuclease activity; DNA binding. The record is from RefSeq and is a predicted model, not a curated record. Gene Ontology annotation, cellular component: Holliday junction resolvase complex; nucleus. Lineage: Eukaryota; Metazoa; Chordata; Mammalia; Dasyuromorphia; Dasyuridae. Bases 181 to 1890 code for a protein of 569 amino acids. Gene Ontology annotation, biological process: resolution of meiotic recombination intermediates; double-strand break repair via break-induced replication; mitotic intra-S DNA damage checkpoint signaling.